GAGCGAAUGGAUGGGGGACCGAAUCGAAAUUAAUAGGCCUUGGAAGCUUCCCAUUGUUUCUCUUCGUCUUCUCGUCGUGCGGCGCCCGCCGUGUCCAAUCUGUGUCGGAGGAGCUCGGCUCGGGAUUGGUGCCAUCGAUCGGGGAUGGAGCAGCGGCUGCUUCGCAGGCUGAAAGCCUCGAUCUUGCGGCUGCGAUGCCGGUCUCCGUCGGGUACAUUGCCAUUUGUUGAGAAUUUCACAUACAAGGAGAUCGAUAAAGCAACUAAUGGAUUCGGCAUGGUUCUUGAAAGUGGUGCUCAAGGAACAAUUUAUAAAGCUCGAUUUCCUAAUGGACUUGUUGGUGCCGUCAAAAGAGUAAGAUCUCAGCAACUAGGGAAAGAUACCUUCUUUGAGAAUGUGCAACUGUUAGGACGCUUGCAUCAUCGUCAUCUUGUCAGACUCAAAGGGUUUUCCGAGGGCAAAUAUAGGUUUCUUGUUUUUGACUACACGGAAAAUGGGAGCCUGAAGGAUUAUCUUCAUGAUCCGUUGAGAACACCGUUGAAUUGGAGGACCAGAUUACAGAUUGCUAUUGAUGUAGCCGCUGCUCUGGAGUACCUCCAGUAUUUUUGUGACCCACCUGUAUACGAUGUGUCUGUCAACUCAAACAAUAUAUUAUUGGAUGAGAACUUUGUUGCCAAGUUAUCUGAUGUGGGCUUCGUCGAUAGUGAUUUCAACCGCAAUAGUGAAUCAAAUGUCACGUGUUCAGAAGAUGAUACCAAACAAAAACAUAGGAGACUGGUUUUCCAGUUUGGUGUGCUCCUUCUUGAGCUUAUAACUGGUCAGUCAUUGUUCAACGAAGCAGAAAUUGUCCAAUGGAUCCAAGAAUCUGGAUUUGCCUACUCAAUCCACAAGAUGGUGGACACUGAUCUUGGAGAUAGUUAUGAUUCCAAAGAACUCCAAAGUCUUUUAAUUAUAGCAAGAUUGUGUACCAAGACCGAAAACGAUACAUUAAUUUCUAUUCCCCAGAUAUUACGGUAUCUGCAAGGACGGCUGGAACACUCUGCUUUGUAAUAUUAGUGUGAUAAUCUUGAGAAUUUAACUCGGAAUUUAUACUUUUUGAAAAUGUAAAUUUGACUAAUAAUGUAAAGAAGUUGGUGAUCUUUUUUUUUGUA
Molecule: messenger RNA, 1151 nt
Organism: Musa acuminata subsp. malaccensis (wild Malaysian banana)
Lineage: Eukaryota; Viridiplantae; Streptophyta; Magnoliopsida; Zingiberales; Musaceae
Product: probable receptor-like protein kinase At1g49730
Biological process (GO): protein phosphorylation
Cellular component (GO): plasma membrane
Molecular function (GO): protein kinase activity; ATP binding
Source: RefSeq, a predicted model, not a curated record